AUGGAGCUGGAGGCGCGGGUGCUGCGCGCGACGGGCAGCUUCGGCCGGUUCCGGCGCCUGCUGGCCGCCGCCUCGUGGCUGCCGUGCGUGGCGCUGGGGUUGGCGCUGGGCUCGGAGCUUCUGCUCACCGCGCUGCCCGCGAACCACUGCGGGCCGGAUCCCGCGCUCGCCCCCGUCCCCUGCCUGCCGCUGAGCUACCCCGAGCCCGCGCCCCGCGUCUGCCCCAACGGCACGCGGUUCUGCACGCGCGGCUGGCACUACGCGCUGCCUGCUUCCGGCCUGCUGCGCAGCCCGGUCACCCAGUGGAACCUCGUGUGUGAGGACGGCUGGAAGGUGCCACUGGAACAGGUGGACUACCUCCUGGGCUGGUUGCUGGGCUCCGUCCUCCUGGGCCCAGGCUGUGACUGGUGUGUCCCCUGCUGCCCACUAGGUUUGGCUGCCGGGCUGUUUGUGGGCUCCCUGGUGCUGGCCACGGGCCUGGGGGCCAGCAAGGCCCUGGCCACUGGCUUUCCAGCCCUGCUGGUUUUGCGGCUGCUUCGUGGCGCGGGGGCCUUAGCAGGGGCCUCCCUCGCCCUCUAUGUGGCUCGGACUGAGCACCCUGGCAACGGGACCCCUGCCGCUCUUUGGGGGGUUUCCAGCCCUGUUCCCCGAGUCUCCCUGCUGGCUGCUGGCCACAGGGCGCAGGAAGAUCUUGUGGUGCUUUGCGGAAGCCAGCGGUGUGGACCCCAAAGACAGCUCGGAGGAGGAGAGCUCUCUGGCUAUGAAGCUGGACGUGCUGUGUGCAGGGAGCCUCCAGCCCUGGCACUACUCGGUCCUGGAACUCCGGCAUAUCUGCCUGGCCUGGAGAAACGGACUCAUCCUGGGCUUCAGUUCGUGAGGAGGGGAGGGUGCUGAUCGCCGGGCGGUAUCAGAGCCAGCUUCCCGCGCAACCUGGCCACGCGUGACCCCGCCUUCUAUUGGCCCUAUCUCCUGGAGGCCAGUCUGGAGGCAGCGGCUACUGUCUUCCUGCUCCUGACAGACCUCUGGGGGCGCCGCCCAGUCCUGCUGCUGGGCACCUUGGUCCUGGGCCUGGCAUCCCUGCUGCUCCUUGCAGGGGCCCAGUACCUGCCUGGCUGGACGGUGCCGUCCGUCUCUGUCCUGGGGCUCCUGGCCCAGGCAGUGUCCGCCCUCAGCAGCCUCUUUACAGCCGAGGUCUUCCCCACGGUGAUGUGGGGUGCCGGGCUGGGCCUGGUGCUGGCAGCUGGGUUCCUGGGCCAGGCGGCCGCCCCGCUCACCGACACGCAUGGCUGCCACGGCUUCUUCCUGCAAUACGUGGGGCCGGCCCCGCCAGCACCACCUGCCCGCCGCCAGCCCCCCUCCCCAGGGCCAGGACACAGCUGGUCCAGGAGGGGCCGCAGCCCUGGUGGGCCCGAGGUGCCGAAAGGCCCUGCAAGUCGCCGUGCCAACCGCGCGCUGGAGAGAUGA
Molecule: messenger RNA, 1464 nt
Organism: Kogia breviceps (pygmy sperm whale)
Lineage: Eukaryota; Metazoa; Chordata; Mammalia; Artiodactyla; Physeteridae
Gene: SLC22A31
Product: solute carrier family 22 member 31
Source: RefSeq, a predicted model, not a curated record